AUGGCACCAACUAUUUUAUUACCACUUCUCGAUCAGUUUUCGAUCCCAAAAACUGACUUUUGUCCUUAUAAUAUUCUGCUACCUCGCGACUUUAUAGGAGAAGUUAAAAAUACAACCCAGUCCUUUUCAAGCUGGGAUAGUUGUAUGAACAACACAGCUUGUAAAUGGAUUGCUAUUAUUGGCAUCAUUCUGGCCUGCCUAGUGGGUAUUUGGAUUCUUGGUACUAUCUUUCAAUGUCUUUUUUACGGAGUUGGUUUCUUUGCUUCUCUUUGCUGUCUUUGUACUGCUUGCUGCUGUCGUGGAAAGAAUAAAAAUUAUCGUGACACUCAAUCUUCUUAUAACCCUGGAGCUAUGCCACCGCUGCCCCAUCAAACAAAUUACUAUGUGAAUAAUACCUAUCAACCCGAACCUAAUCCAGGACCGAAAAUUACACCUGCUUGGGAAACAUAUUCUAAGGAUGGAACUGCAUCUGUGUCUUCAGUUCCGCCACAGAUGCCUCAGCAAUCGGCACAAAAUGGAGGCUUUUUUUCGGGCAUUGGUAACAACGGUGUUGGCUAUCAACGUCUAGGUGAAAAUACAGCCUAUGGUGGUGCUAGCACUACUUACCAGGGCAAUCAGGGAUCAGCCAUUGAAAUGAGCCCGUAUCCCCUCGGUGAAAACUCAAGCUACUACAAUGAUAAUCAAAGCGAUAUGGGUAAUACACGCCAUUAUUACAACAAUUCAAAUGACCCAUUUAAAGAUUCCACUGCCACUAAACCAUAUGGGUCUCAAGAUCCUCCCCCCUACAAAUAA
Magnusiomyces paraingens is the source of this 792-nucleotide messenger RNA. RefSeq lists its product as uncharacterized. The transcript has 3 exons. Gene Ontology annotation, cellular component: cellular bud neck; plasma membrane. The coding region runs from base 1 to 792 and encodes 263 amino acids. The record is from RefSeq and is a predicted model, not a curated record. Lineage: Eukaryota; Fungi; Ascomycota; Dipodascomycetes; Dipodascales; Dipodascaceae.